Penicillium subrubescens is the source of this 429-nucleotide messenger RNA. Its product is annotated as MGMT family protein. Bases 1 to 429 code for a protein of 142 amino acids. The record is from RefSeq and is a predicted model, not a curated record. Lineage: Eukaryota; Fungi; Ascomycota; Eurotiomycetes; Eurotiales; Aspergillaceae. Gene Ontology annotation, biological process: DNA repair. The transcript has 3 exons. Gene Ontology annotation, molecular function: catalytic activity.
AUGCCUCGCUCCGAAGAAGCUGAAGCGUGGGCCAACGCCGUGUACGCCGCAAUCCAAGAGAUCCCCCGCGGCAAAGUCACCUCCUACGGACAUAUCGCCCUUCUGCUCGGCGAACCCCAGCGGCCACGUCAAGUUGGUGUGUGCCUGAAGUCUCUGCCCAAUGCCGAGUCCGGUUCACACUUUCACUCGGGGAAUGUCCCCUGGCAGAGAGUCAUUAAUUCCAAGGGCAUGAUAUCACACCGAGGCCCCGGAAGCGCAGAACGCCAAGCAGAAGCGCUCAUCCAAGAAGGCGUCGAGGUAACCAGGGACAGCAUGGGGGAAUUUUAUGUGAACUUCUCACACUAUGGCUGGUUUCCAAAGAUGCUGCCGAGUGAGGAAGAAGAAGGGAAGAAUGAUGGGGAUGGGGAGCUGUUCGUGCAGGAUUCUUAG